CCCGAUUUCUUCGACUGGAAAUAUUCCAGUGCUACAUGAUGUUUCAAAAACUACGAUAUUUUUUCAAGCGGCCAUCUGAAUCUUUUCAGAUUCUCUCUGAUCUUCAUCUUGAGGUUGGCCAACAGUACUCAUCCUACGAAAUUCCAGUUAAUGCCAAAUACCUCAUCCUCGCAGGUGAUAUCGGGCGAUUGGCGGACUAUAACGACUAUCUUAACUUCCUACAAAAACAAACAUCUAGAUUUGAAUUAGUAUUUCUCGUUCUCGGCAAUCACGAAUUCUACGCUGGAUCCUUCACGACAGGACUAGAGAAAGCUAAACAACUUCAACAAGAGCCUUCUCUGAACGGACGCCUGGUACUACUCCAUCGGGAGCGGUAUGAUGUGCCAGGCUCUUAUAUCACUAUACUAGGUUGCACACUUUGGUCCAAAGUGCCCAUUGAGGCAAGAGAAGUCGUCCAAGCGAAGAUCAAGGAUUUCCAGAAAAUCGACGGCUGGACGGUCGAUGACCAUAAUGCAACUCAUGAUUCGGAACUGGCAUGGCUAUUGAAAGAGAUACGAUCGAUACAUCAAGAGAAUGAAGCUGCGAGAGCGCAGACUCCAAGACGAACUAUUCUGGUCGUGACGCAUCAUGCUCCUUCGCUUAGGGGAACGUCGAGUCCUGAAAACGCGCAGAAUGCUUGGAGAUUCGCUUUUGGGACUGACGUUCUGUCGGAAAUGGUGAAUGAUGUCAAAGUCUGGGUGUUUGGACACACUCACUAUAGCACUGAUUUUAAAGAAGGGGGUAUAAGGAUUGUUAGCAAUCAACGGGGAUAUGCGCUGCCUUGGAAAAGCACAGAGGAUAGAUUCGAUGUGGGGAAGGUCAUACGAGUUUCGUGAGAAAGGUUCAGAUAUAGGCUCGAUGUUAACCAGAGUUAUGUACAUGUGUGCUGAGGUUCUGGUCGCCAGUUAAUCAACAGUCUACGUAGACGGAGUCGAUCUGUAAAGCAUCAUAUCUCUUUCUCUUGUCGAAUUUCUGCCGUCGAACAUUGUAUUAGUGAUUGAUGCUUUUCAUUUAUGACUUCUUCAAAGUUAAAUAAACAAUCCAGUUCUUCUAUACGAUAUAAAUAUGUAUGUACUAUAAAACAUCCCGUUGCAUGACCACGGUUGAUCGCCAUCAUACCGACGUCAC
Messenger RNA from Paecilomyces variotii, 1167 nucleotides. RefSeq names its product calcineurin-like phosphoesterase. The record is from RefSeq and is a predicted model, not a curated record. NCBI's taxonomy places the organism in Eukaryota, Fungi, Ascomycota, Eurotiomycetes, Eurotiales, Thermoascaceae. Gene Ontology annotation, molecular function: hydrolase activity. The transcript has a single exon. The coding region runs from base 36 to 875 and encodes 279 amino acids.